UGCACUAGUUGUGUUUGCAGUUACAUAAAAUUCCACACAAUUCCGCGAUUGAAUAACCGACAUUUUUGGUGGACUGUCGCACUCCAGGUUGCGGUUCGACUUGGGCCGCAUGGAUCAUCAAUACAGGCACUAUCAAAACAUCAAAAGAUUCAACUACUUCAGGAAGGUACAUCUCUGACUCUGUGUCUCUCCAGCUAGCGUUCUGAGACCACCCCAUGCCCAAGCUUAAUAUCUGUGAUAAACCAUCUGAAGCCACCCAUUCCCGGGUACUGGUAUUUCAGAAAAGUUCAUCUUUGAGUUGGCUGAGGAGGGAGAAAGGAGAAAAAUAAACAUGGAAAGUGCUAAACCGCCAAUGUUCGAGGACCUUCUCGACACUGUCGGCCAUUUUGGAUUGUACCAAAUACGGAUCUACCUCAUUUUGACGUUUAUGGACGUCUCGAACAGCCAGUGUAUGUUGUUUUACGUUUUUGGGAACGUCGUACCGGACUGGACAUGUCUUGCGUAUGAAGGUUUCGGAAAUGUGUCAUCGCUGCUGAACGCAACCAAUUCGAGUUUAAGCAAUGCAACGGACCCUUUUAAAGGGCUAUGCAAGUAUGAGGGGGCCAAGUGUGAAGCGUUUCAUUAUGAUGGAAGGCUGAAGACUAUAGUGACUGAGUGGGAUUUAGUAUGUGAUAAAUCAUAUGUGGCGCCGUUGACUUCAUCUCUCCUCAUGGCGGGCGUCCUUGUCGGAGCGUUCUCCUGCGGACAGAUCGCCGACAUGUUUGGCCGGAAAAAGAUCAUCAUCACUGUUUGUGCCAUGCAGAUGUUAUGCCAGAUCUCCAUUGGAUUUGCCAAUCCUUGGCAGGUGUACGCUGCCCUCAGAUUUUUGACGGGAUUUUUUGUCGGUGGCUCCCUCAUGCUUUGUUUUACGAUUCCCGUCGAAUUCAUCGGUCCAAAAUGGCGAACGUUCGUGGGCGCGCUGGGUUUCUUCGGCUUUGGCCUGUGUCUGCUGACUUUGUGGGCGUGGAUUCUGCCGGACUGGAGACACCAGGCAUUCGCAUCUGGAAGCUCGACUCUCAUCCUCAUCCCAUUGGCUAUUUUUUGGGUUCCAGAGAGCGUAAGAUGGUUGAUCCAGAAAGGCAGAUUCGACGAAGCGGAGGAAAUCAUCGUAGAAAUGGCCAAGGUCAACAAAAAGCCCGUCCCGAAACUUGCGCUACUGCGUGAAAUCGCCCAACUGACCUCGGAGGAGGAAGCAAGCAAGCAUAGCUACAACUACCUUGACCUCUUCCGGACCCGAGAUAACGCGAUUCGUACCGUAAUCAUGAUGUUUGUGUGGCUGAGUUCGUCCACGCUAUACUACGGCAUCGGUGCACAGUUGGUCAACCUGUUUGGUAACAUGUACAUCAAUACGAUAGUUGGGGCCAUUACAUCGAUGCCAAUCUCAUGGACCGUCAUUCCUGUUGCCAACUGGAUGGGUCGAAAGAAGGCCUAUCUCGGCUAUGUGGCAUGCCCAUGUCUGGGUCUAAUCGUCAUCCUCAUCCUGGCCGGUACCGGGGGUUCGGAAAAAUACCCGGUACUCAUAACUGUGCUAGCGUUGAUCUGUCUUAGUGGGGCCAAUGCAUCAUGGGCACUCGCUACGACUUAUUCAGGAGAACUUUUUGCCACUUUGAUAAGAAAUAUUGCAAUUGGUGCUUUUAGUGUUGCGGCCCGAGUUGGUGGAAUCAUUGCCCCACAGUUUGCCUACUUGGGUGAGAUCUUCCACUGGACAGUUCCUUAUAUCAUCUACGCUAUACUUUCCAUCGGCAGUACGAUUGGCGUCCUUGUCGCCCUGCCGGAGACCAACGGCGAGCCCCUCCCAGAGGAGGUCUUCUCUCGCCAUAGUGAUACAAAGUUUCUUCCACAGAGUGCGGUUGUCCCCACCGAAAUGGAGUCGGACGAAUCCAUCGACAGUGGGCAUCACACGGACAGUGGAUAUGCCGAGACAGAACAUGUAUAACACUUUGACUGCCGGGCCAUAUCCGUAUACUUGGACCACAUCCCCUCUCCCAGCUGGUUUGAGGCCGCAUUUUUUUAAUUGUUGGAUUACAAAUCCCCCUGGGGUCAUAUUCUCGCCCCACAUAAGUUUUGAGUUUGAAUAAAAACUUUUUUUUUAAAUAUUUUUUUAUUUAGGUUUUUGAUCUGAAGUUCCGUAAUCCAACUUAUUAAAAAAGUGUGGCCUUAUGCCUGCUCUCUUGAUCUCAACUAAAUAACGAGCUGAUCACCCUCACUAGAGAGAGCUAGGAAAUAAAGCAAUUUCUCCGUUGAUAUGCAUUGUAAAGUGAUUAUUUUCUCUAUUGAUUCGGAAGGCUCUGGUCUUGAAGAAGCUCAAGAGUGUAAAUAACCUUCAGCAGCUAUCUCUCGUGGACGGUUUUUCUCUGAGGGUCCGAGGUUGAGGUGUUGGUCCGGUCGUGAUAGUGUCAUACCAGUUCGAGAAGUUUUACUGGAGAUAGGGUACCAGGAAGGCUGGAUCUGUUUCUCAGAGUGGAGUGGAGUGAUCAAAUCAAUGCAAUCGUGGUGACAUUGUCUCUUUGUGUAAUUGUAGGGUGAUAUUUUUCCGCGGAUUUGAGACAGUGUCUAAAUCGGUACUGACAUUUGCUAAGACUUUUAUUCGGGACUACUUAAGCUUGAGAUUUAGGCAGCCAGGUGAUUAAUACUCUGGCUCGUCACCAUGCACCGCAACCUGUUGUGAUAUACUAAUGUCAUUCUCUUAUGAUCGGCGUUUUCAGUUAUGCGUGCCACGCUUCCCGUUCCACGAUUUUUUGGGCAUGUGCAGAAGAGACGACUUUACAAACUACAGUAGAACCUCUCUAUUAAGAACACCCUUGGGACUGACUAGUACUGUCUUUAAUAGAGAGGUGUCCUGAUUAGAGAGGUGUCCUGAUUAGAGAGGUCAAAUUGAAUGGGAACAAAACUAGUGUCCUUAAUACAGAGGUUGUCCUUAAUAGAGAGGUGUCUUAUAAGGGAGGUUCUACUGUAUGUCACGCCAGGUUCUUGUUAAGUACUUUCUCUGUACAUUUCAACCUGUCAAGCUCGAAGCGACAUGCGACUCAUUUUGCUGUAGUAGGUCACAUAGGUUCCGUUUCUGGCAGAAGUAGGUUAAGUCAUAGCUAAUUUUUCUGAAAUUCUUAGUUUCUAGACGAACCCUGUGUGCUAAUUAAGUGUCAUUUUCUACAUAUGUAUUGAAAUACUCGGGCCAAUUUUCUUGAAUAUCUAUUUUUACCGAUACAUGUGCUAAGUUUAUGACUUGACUCAGUAAUAGCGAAUCAUGUUUCAUAACUCUUGCUUGGCACCGAUGGAUCACUGUCCGGACACAUUCUCCACGCAGACAUACUGUAGAUCAGAAAACUUUCGUGUGUUGAAUAUUUUCUCAAAUUUUACGGAAUGCUCACGAAAAUCUUCUGUCGCAAAAUAUUCGCGCUUUUCAGUUAGAAUUCCAUCACAUCGUCGCCAUGUUUCCACAGAGGCAAUGCAUCCAGCUCAACCCAGUUGAUCUCAGUCUACUGGGUGGCCUGAUUUAUUUUCCCUUACGCAAUGGGUACACAAUAGAAUUCUAUUGUGCAAGGGAAAAUAAUUCUGGGCCACCCUGUAGUAUUAAAAACAUACGCAGAGGUGGUUAAAAUGACUGCAUAUACCUUACACAGCAUUUACAUAAUUACACCUUACAAACACAACAUUCACACAACUUAAGUGACUUUUUCCUGAUCGAUGCCAAUUUUUGUGGGUAAUACCGGUAGGCUGAAUUAUUAGCCGCAGUUGACAGUAGAUUUGAGUACACUAUUAGACAUCUGUAGGCCUACUGCAGUGCCUAUACACGCACAGCACUAUUUCAAAAUAGAACAUUUCAAUUUUUCUUGAAAAAUAUUGCGUUGACUCACGAAGAUAUACUGCUGUGAAAUUGUCCAUCGAUCGGCAUUUGAAAAUGUUAUGCCAUAAAACCUUUCUGUUAUUCAGUACAAAAUACUGUGUAGAUGCCAUUCAGCCGGUUUCGGUGCGUUUGACAAAGGCCUAUUGCACAUAAUAUAGGCCAUUUGUACAGGCACCCUUCAACUGGCUUAACUCUCAGUGCCUUUUUGACGGUAUUUUAGUUCCUCCAGGUGACACCAGAUGUCCUUAGCUACUCUAAUGUGUUUUAUACAGAUUCUUUGGCCUGGGGCGUCCAAAUUGAAUAAUUUCUUCGACUGAGAGUGGGGUCUGCCACAUCUCAUUUUGGGUGAAAAAUGGUGAAAAUCUGCCAAAAUUACCACUCCUUUACAAAUUUUUAGAAAGUACUCCAAAUAGGCCCCUUCGUAGUACUGUUAUUUUAUUGAAACAAGGGGUAAAGGCAAAGGUUUUGAAUAAUUUUAAUGAGUGUGUCUCAAUUUUGUGUGGUCAAUAUGCCAGAAAAUGCCAAAAUUCAUGGCACUGAAAGAAUUAAUAGCGUCUACACAUGAUCUCUGUUUGUAUUAGCGUCCAUUGCAUGUGUAUUGCAUGUGUAUUGCAUGUGUAUUGCAUGUGUAUUGCAUGUGUAUUGCAUGUGUAUUGCAUGUGUAUUGCAUGUGUAUUGCAUGUGUAUUGCAUGUGUAUUGCAUGUGUAUUGCAUGUGUAUUGCAUGUGUAUUGCAUGUGUAUUGCAUGUGUAUUGCAUGUGUAUUGCAUGUGUGAUAUACACUAAUGUUUGCAACAAGAAUGCACUGAACAAAAUGUUGCAAUUUGUGUUGCUAUUGACCAAAGAUCUUUGAGUCUGUAAUGUAAGCCUGGUAUCACUAAGGUGCAUAUUGAUUCUGUUUUGAGCCAUUUAUUACUUUUUCAUUCCUGAUCUUAUCCACUCUUAGUAUUCUACGAAGUGGGAUUCCUUAUUGAGCUGAACGCCGGCUCAUCUGCUUCAGACUUGCUCCCUAAAGAAGAAUAGAAAGUACUACAUGCCUUAUGAUACCACCCUGACCACAAAGCUCUGGAGCUCUGUGGCGAAACUCUCUUGGACGGCCGUCUUCGUUACCGAAAAUGGACCAAGUGUCUAGCGUGCUUCUGAAAAAUUCCAAACGCAGAAAGAGGAGGGUUUUUUAUAUUUUGUGUUACUGUUUGUUUAGUGAGGCUCCAUACAUGUAUUUCACCUUUUAUAGGAAAUGCUGUCAGAGGUUUGGAAGAUUUCGUCAGGGUUUCUGUUGAAGAAUUUGCCUCACUUGUAUGAAGUCCUUUUCUGCAGUUGAUGUCUUUCUCUUACGAGUAUACUGUGAACCACCAAAUUUUCGCAUGCAUUUUAUGUUUGUGGAUCGAUUUUGCAAAUAUUAGAUCUCCAUAUAUUUUUUUAAAUCACAUGAAUUUCUUCAUAUGAAAAAUGGAAUUGAUAAAUUUCGUAAUUCGCCGAAAUGAAAAUUGUAGAUUUUUUUGCACAAAAAACUUCUAAGAAUCACAACAAUAAAAAAGUUUAGCAAUUAUUCGGAAGCUUGCACUUUUUGCCGACAUCAUCUGUUCCUGAUAUGGUGUAUAUUUUGGUUUUCUGUAUUUCAAAUUCAGAUUCGUUGCGAUUGUUUUAAACCGGUGUAUUACAAGCACUAGAUCAUGAUCAAAACUUUUGUAUAAAUAAUGUCACAUGAAUGCGAUAUGAAUGUUCUUUCACCCUUAGUGUCGUUUUGUUUUGCGUAUAAAGUAGCUCCACGAUGUUAGUAAAAUUGGAUUUGGACCGGUUUGAAAGAGUGUAGAACCCUAAAAAAGAACACUUUUAAGUUGCUUUCAUGUAAAAAGUAAAUUAGAAAGCCUUACAUUUCAGAAAUCAAAUGAAGUGAAAUUAUAAGGUACUUUAGUCAAGAAAAUUAGGGAAUUUUACACCGAAUUAGCUGGUCUGUCUCUGUUAUUAUUUGUUUCCUAUGGAAACGAAAUAAAUUAUGAAUGAUAUGAUGUAAUUUAUGAAUUGUUGAUAUAAAUCAUGCUGAUAGCCCAAGUUCAA
Messenger RNA from Lineus longissimus, 5940 nucleotides. Its product is annotated as organic cation transporter protein-like. Gene Ontology annotation, cellular component: membrane. Gene Ontology annotation, molecular function: transmembrane transporter activity. Lineage: Eukaryota; Metazoa; Nemertea; Pilidiophora; Heteronemertea; Lineidae. The transcript is spliced from 11 exons. The record is from RefSeq and is a predicted model, not a curated record. Bases 332 to 1975 code for a protein of 547 amino acids. Gene Ontology annotation, biological process: transmembrane transport.